Pararge aegeria (speckled wood butterfly) is the source of this 2562-nucleotide messenger RNA. RefSeq lists its product as uncharacterized. The transcript has 8 exons. The coding region runs from base 391 to 1881 and encodes 496 amino acids. NCBI's taxonomy places the organism in Eukaryota, Metazoa, Arthropoda, Insecta, Lepidoptera, Nymphalidae. The record is from RefSeq and is a predicted model, not a curated record.
UGCUGCCGGCCGCUUCUCCCGCGCUCGAAACAUCGCAACUGAUGCGUCGUAUUAUUUGCAUAGGGAUGUUUGUUCCCAGAUAGUGUGCCCUAAAAACCUGACUCAUAUCACAACGGAUUGCUAUCAGUGCUGUGAGAUACUCAAGUGCUUAGGACAGAGCAACAAUAAAAAAGACAAUAAUUGAAUUAGCAUGAGUUUUGGCUUCAACCAAAACAGAGAGUGUUUAAGAUAAAGUGAGUGAUAUAAAGUUGAGAACAUCUGAAUUUCCGGCUGAGGAGAUAAUAAGCUGUGAAGUAUGUACGUGAUUUGGAUUUCAUCUGUCUCUUUACUACGCAUGUCAUCGUGACCCGUAUGAAGUCGUUAAAAAGAUAAAAUAGAAGAAAACCUCGCAUGGCCGAAGAAGAACGUCCAACUGAAGCGUCAUCGUACGCUUUAUGGACACUACAAAAUGCUUGGUACAAUAGAGCAAGCAAAUAUUUGCCGAAGUUUAACAUAAAUGUCGCAUUAGCAGAUGUAAAUGAAAAUGCUGACAGCAAUAAUAAUAAAGAAAGUGAGGUUACUAGUGAAAGGAAUAGCAAUAAUGAAAAACUUGUUAUAGCAGAUGAAAGCAUAAGCUUUAGUGACUAUCGUGAUGAUGAGGGGAUUAGGAAAAAUGUGUGGAGCGAUGUCGACGACGAACUAUACAUAGCCAAUAUUAUAAAGCUCAGGACUUCAGAUGAAGUGAAUCGCGUUAAACGUGAUACUAGUGAUUCUAGUGUUAGUGUCAGCGAAAAGGUUGUGAAUAGUGUUAAGUUAGAUAAGUACGCGAUGUGGGAGUUGGAGCCCACGGACAUUACGGAGUGUGACUGUCUUGGGCCGCCUCCAGAGUUCUUGCUUCCGCCACCACCGAGGCCGCCGUUCCUGCAAGCUGAUUAUUAUUGUGGUGACGAUCCAAUACCGGAUUUGGAGACUUGCGAUACGGAACCAAAGAUCGACGCAUAUAACCACAGUGGGCCUUCGUUGCAGACAUCAGCAGUGAUCGCCCUCUGCUCCAUCGUUCUCAUCGUGGGCGUUUUGAUAGGUGCUUUACUUGUUUGGAAGCACAAACGAAAAGUGACGCAUCUCCUGCCAUCCAAAUCAUCAGCGAACCAGAGCACAGGGUCGCAGAGGCGAGCACCACCCCCCGCUCCACUGUACGAAGAUCUGCAGGAUAUGCCGCGACGACCACCAUUACCUCAUCGACCUGAAAUUGAACCACAACUUGAGAUGGUCGAGACGAAACGGCCAAACUGCCAAGGACGGGUCUUCGUAUGCGACACAAGUGGCUCCUGGAGAGGAGGUAACCCAUGUGGAGGAGACACUUGCGGUGCUCCUCUAUACGAAGAGUUACCACACAGAUCCGAUGACUCAAUUCACAGCGACGAUCACUUCGCUGAGGACGAGCUAAGUCUUGUUGGCGAAGCGGUGCCAUGUCGAACAUGUUCGAGGCCUCCGGCACCACAAUCAUUGCCCCAUCGGCCAAGACAACAUCGUCUUGAUAGACGACCAAAGUCUCUUGAACGAAGACGAGCUCAACAUAGAAUGCCACGACACAUACAUCCUCCAGAUCCUUCGGAAUUCCACGAAGGAGUACUCUUGGAUGCGUUAUUACGAUUGUAUCCUCAGGUUGGAACAGUUGGCGCCAGGCCUCCUGGACCGAUGCCUAUAGGUGCAGGUGGGGCAUGGCCUGGAGGUGAACUACCAGGAAUUAACUGUUGGAGAGCUCCAAGGGCGUCUCCCAAGCCUCCAAGCGGAGAUUCUUCGUUUGGUUCCGAUUCAGGUUACAGUAAUAAUACAUGUGGGACGUGUGGCACAAGAGCAUCCUCUCGGCAUCGCUUAUCAGCAGAAAUACCCUUAUCAUGAACGGGAGGAUUUCUUGGACUUGGUGAGCACGCCACUGUGGGCCCUUGUUGAGUGAUAAAGUGAUUUUUAAUUGUAAUUCCAAGCAUUUACUAGGUUUACUUCUUAACGGCCUACUUUCGCUGAUAUUCAGUAUGGCCUUUUGCCUUUUUCGGUAAUAGUGUUUGUGAAUUAUUAUGGAGCUUAGGUAUACCUAGUAGUAUAUUUCUACGAGUCUGUACAAAAGAAAUUCUAAUUAGCUGGAGUCUUUCCGAUUAGAAAAAACGUUUUAUGUUUAUUUAGCUUCCUUGGUAAUGAUUUAAUAUUUUGAAUAAUUAAUUGAACAUAGGUGAUUUUGUACAAAUGUCAUGUGACCAUAAAGUAGUCAUUUUGUCCUAGUAAGUUAUAUCGAGCUAGUCCUAAAAUUAUCGCAAUUAUGUAUCAAAUUAUAAUACGCAUUUGUUUCAUUUAAUGUAAAAAGAUAAAUUGUAAAUCAUGAAAUUUACUAAAUUUGUAGAUAUUGUAAAAAUACUGUAGUUAAGUUAGUUAUAGUGACUUGAAUUUUAUCAUCAUAUCACAUUGAAUUGAUCUGCAUUACAUUAUAUUUUAUGAUGAUCAGGACAAAACUUCCUUGUAUAUGCUUAAUUUGUUUGAUAAAAAAUUCAUAAUUUUACUGGUGCUACAAAUUCAAAAUUCCUUAUGUAA